CGCUCCCCAGGGUAUUUCUCGUCGCCUUCAAUUUCUUUUUCUCUCCUCUCCUGUGAACAUAUAUUUCACGACAGUCAAGGACUCACUGCACGAUGGCGCCGACACGAGAACCUGGGCAGAAGGGGAUUAACUGGUCUAAUAUUGCUGUUGGUGCAAUUAUGAACAUGUUCGAGGUAACAACACUCGGCCAGCCGCUAGAGGUGUUGAAAACCCAGAUGGCCGCAAAUCGCUCCCAAUCGAUGCUCCAGGGAGUAGGCACCAUCUGGUCGCGCGGUGGUUUCUUAGGCUUCUACCAAGGUCUCAUCCCCUGGGCGUGGAUCGAGGCAUCUACCAAGGGAGCUGUGCUCCUCUUCACAGCAGCAGAGAUCGAAAACCGGAGUAUUGCCGCCGGUCUUGCUCCCGGUUGGGCCGGGUUGCUCGGCGGAAUGGGCGGCGGUAUCGCCCAAGCGUACGCAACGAUGGGCUUCUGCACAUGUAUGAAGACUGUCGAGAUCACACGGCAUAAACAGGCAGCGUCGGGUAUCAAGCCCCCGAGCACGUUUGCUGUGUUUAUGGAUAUCUAUCGGAGAGAGGGUAUUGCUGGCAUCAACAAGGGUGUCAACGCAGUCGCAGUGCGCCAGUGCACAAACUGGGGUUCUCGGAUGGGUUUCGCCCGCCUGGCGGAAGACACAAUCCGAAGCAUGCGGGGAAAGAAAGAGGGCGAAAAGCUCGCUCCGAUGGACAAGAUCCUCUCUUCCUCUAUCGGAGGUGCGCUCGCCACCUGGAACCAGCCUAUCGAAGUCGUACGCGUAGAGAUGCAGAGCAUGAGCAAGAAGCCCGGGACGGAGAAGCUCGGCGUGUUCGGCACCCUUAUGUAUGUGUAUAGGGAGAACGGGAUCAAGGGCUUGUAUCGGGGUGUGACGCCUCGCAUUGGCCUGGGGAUAUGGCAGACGAUCUGCAUGGUCUCCUUCGCAGAUUACGUCAAGGCUUGGGUGAACCGAAAGUAGUAGGAAAACAACCCUAAUACCUAACCCCUUUCCUUUCCCCGCAUUCCUCAACUACCUAACUACCUCACAUCCUCCUCCCUUCCCUCGCAGCAUCCUAAUGCAUCUCCUCCGCACGAACAAAAUUCCCACAUUCCGCAAUUCCGCAACUUCACAAUUCCUUAUCUUCCCUUCCAAUCUUGUGUCUUGGUCUCAUCGUCUCAUUGUCCAUUUCGUUACUUAUCGUACUGGUUAGUCUG
Messenger RNA from Dacryopinax primogenitus, 1222 nucleotides. RefSeq names its product mitochondrial carrier. Gene Ontology annotation, biological process: mitochondrial citrate transmembrane transport; alpha-ketoglutarate transport. Bases 93 to 986 code for a protein of 297 amino acids. The transcript has 7 exons. Gene Ontology annotation, molecular function: tricarboxylate secondary active transmembrane transporter activity. Lineage: Eukaryota; Fungi; Basidiomycota; Dacrymycetes; Dacrymycetales; Dacrymycetaceae. Gene Ontology annotation, cellular component: mitochondrion. The record is from RefSeq and is a predicted model, not a curated record.